AGAUAUCUGGACUAGAAGAAGGAGAACAAUUAGAAUAACGGGACACCCUAGAUAACGACCAUAUGGUUAUGUUUGGAAUUGUAUCAUUGUGCCAUAAUUUGUAUAAUCCUCUCGAUGAUUAAUAACCUUUUAUACACUACAUUGCCUUGAGUUGUUCAUUGGGGUAUGCGUGCUGGGGGCUCGAGCUAAUUAAAGUGUUAAUUGAUAAGCAAUUUAGUGUGAGAGCACGCGGUAAACGUCGACGUGAUUUGGUAGAAGUAUCGAGAGUGUGAUAGACCGAAGGACGGAAUCACAACCUCUACCAUCUCCACAGGCUCUUCUCCAGGAGUUUCGCGUAUUAAUGCCUGUUCCAUUCACUUCACACACAGAAAUCCAUGCAAGAUUUUUGCCACUUGCCUGCAGUCACAUUGAUUUUUUUGGUUUGUUUGCUUGGUUUUUUUUUAAUACAAAGUCGUGAAAUUAUAUAUUUUCAGAUAAACUCAUAAAAUCAGCACAGCUUAUUAUAAAUUCCUGCAAUUUCAUAUUAACAAGUGCGCUAAAUUCCUCAAUCUUGUAUUUUCUAUUUAACUGCAGAAUAAAAACUCUUAAGUCUGGCUGUUUCUUCUCUAUUUUACAUUUAUAGAUAAAAAAACUUUGCUUCUAGUAGUAUAUUCUCUAAUGUCUUAUCUAUUGGACAGUUUGCUUCAUAUCCAAAUAGUAUUACAGAUUCGUUAAGUGCUAAUUUAUUAUUUUUAGAGCAUUUUUCCCUUAUUGCCUUUUCUAGGCUUGUCCAAAAUAGUUUGGUUGCCUUACAGCGCCAAAAUAGAUGUUCAAUUGUCUCCCUUUCGUUGCCACAGAAAUUGCAUUUAUUAUUAACUUAUAUCCCAUAUUCUGCCAGGGAGUUUGUACCUAGAAUUCUGUGUGUAAUUCUGCACUGAAACCAUCUCAGUUUAAUAUCUUUUAUUCCUUGAACCUUGGAAAAUAUUAUUUUCCAGGGUAAUUGGGCCCCUAUUUUAUUCUCCCACUUUUCACAACAUUUGGGCCUGAUUGUGUUUUCUGUCAAUAUUUCGUAAUAAUAUUUGGAACCUUUCUUUAUAGAAUCAAUUAGUUUAAUAGUUUUUGAGACUGAGUACAGCUCACACUCGAGGUUACAUGCGUUUUUGAGUGCUCUCGAUGAAACCUUAAGAAAACCUAUUAAGUUUAGUUUAUCUAUAUCAUCUGGACCAAAAGUGUAAAAGUGAAUUGUGUGUUAUAUAUCCUGUGGAAAUGCCGUUGGAAAUUACAACUUUCCGUGUGAGUUGUGGCCUUUUUUUAUGGCGAUUUGCUUACUUCAUGUGGCGAAGGGCGAAAACUGCUGCAAUCAUGCUUGGCAAGGUGAGAGCAAGGAAAACACAGUGUGUAUUGCUAGCUGUUAUCAUUUCAAGUCUUCUCAUGUGUGCUGGAGAUAUCGAACUAAAUCCUGGACCUCUUAACGGCGAGAUUAUUCAUGCUUCUCAUACAAGGGACCACAGCCCAUGUACGUAACAAUAUCUAUUGUUGUUCCAUACUUGGCAUUAAUUUCACCCAGGGACAAAAGUACACCAGAUUCAUUAUAGAAAUGUUGAAUUCUAUAUAACCCCAUACUAACCCAGUUUUUGAAGAAAAUAACCUUCUGGCCAAGCUGCAAUCUACUGUUUAAGUGUAUUGGUUCUGCCAUCACCUCCUCUGAUGUCUCUGGCUUGACGUAAUAAUAAAAUUCCUUAUAAGCAUUUAAUACAUCUUUCCAAAAUUUAUUUUUAUGUUGUGUGUCAGGGUUAGGGUUAGGUUUUAUGUUGUGUGCCAUAUUUAUCUAUAUCUACGAGUUUUGGGUAUAUCUUUAUCACUACAUCUUUCCAUUGGUGUUCAGUGACAUUUAGCUUUUUAACUAUCUGGUUAGGAAAUAGAAAAAAUUCACCCAUAAAAUAUUCCCCACACCUGAAGUUUCAAUGGAACCCAGCAGAAUUUAAAAUAUUAGGGAUAUGGCUAAGCACUAAGUUAGAAACAUGUUACACUCUAAACUUUAAGGAAAAAUAUGCUGAAACGAGGAAUUUAAUGAAAUCUUGGCUUAAACAAGUUAUUACACCAAUGGGAAGAGUGGCUGUGCUAAAAUCAUUAAUACUAUCAAAAUUAAUUUAUUUAUGGAUACUGCUGCCUAAUCCCCCUAUCCAAGAUAUACAAGAACUCCAAUAGCAAUGCUUUAACUUUGUGUGGGAUGGAAAACCUGAUCGAAUAAACAGGAAAGUUGCAGUGAAAACUGUUCGUAAUGGUGGCUUAAAUAUACCCAACAUUUAUCAAUAUAUAAAAGCUAAUAUGGAUUAAAACUGACACUUUAAACUUUAUUCACUUGCCCUGAAUGUUGCACUGCAGGCAGUUAUAAAGAGCUUGUUGGAGAUCAAAAUGGGUUAUUCACAAAAAAUUAAUAUCAAAUGUCAGAAAUGCCCAUUUGCCACCCAAAAAUACUCCUGUUCGCGAAUUCAGGUAAGGGGAAAAGCGAAUACAGUUUUGGACAUAAAUAUUGCUAUGGUACUUUGUUUUAAUGAACUUGGCCUUGGUCACGCAGCAGUCAAAAAUUUUCAUCUUUGUGAAACAUUCCUGGCAUGCAUCACAAAACAUACCAAAAAGACCGGCACAGCACAUAUUAACGUUAGUGAAAUGGUGAAGACAUCCGCUGAAGCUGUGCAUGAUGCUUAUGCAAAUGUUUUCAGCAAUGUCUCUCCCCAUAAUAAUGAUGAUUAUAAUAAUGAAAAUGGUGUUUCCCCCCUUGAUGUUAUCGUUAAAGCAUUAUGUUUACUCUGUUCAUUGUAUUUUCUACAUAUUGUCUUUUUGUAAGGUGUAGUGUGUUUACUGUGUUUAGUUACUUUGUAAUGUUUGAUAAGAGUGGUUAAAUUGGUUGGUUGGACAAAACAUCGUGUGCGGGCCAAGCCGGCACAUCUCCCCUGGCUGGCGCGACACCCAUCUCGCUGCCGGUGUCCAGUGUCGGUGUCAACUUCAUCCGAGCACCUAAUGUGGACGUACGGCCAGGGAAGAGAAUUGUUCCACUGCUUUUGGUAGUGGUUUUGGGCCACCCUCCUCGGCGGAGAAAAACCCACCGAAAAAUGAACAAAGUAGGGAGGAGAGAAAGAAGCUUCACUUUUCCAGGCAGUGGGCUAGAGAGUGGCCACGACAGAAAGUCCGUCUCGUAACAGACGUUAAAGGGUCCGAGGGACCUUGAGUUUUAUCAUCUUCUGUAGUGCGUGUGUGAACUCCAACGUGAGGAUUAGUAGCGACCUGCAUUUUAUUGAACUUAAACUUCACUAGGAUCUGUGAACUCUUACAUGCGGAUGUGUAAUCUGUGGAAUACUAAGGACCAUCAGUGAGAUAACUGUAAUAAGUCAUUUAGUAACCAGAUGUGUGAUGUGUAUAAAUUUACCCAUGUAUUUCUGAAAUUAUAUUCUUUAAUUAUUAUCACAAACUGAAUUGUUGUAAUUAGGUGUGUGGGCGAAUGUAUGAACGAAAGAGUAUCCAUUGCGCAGCAGGGCCCACGUCACCGUCCAUUACAACAUAUAAAACCGUUUAUGGAAAAUAUUAAUGUCCCAAACAAUAAUGUACAGCAUUCUGUUAAUUAUUCUAAUGAUGGUGUACUUCUUGUUUCAGGUGAAGGCAGUCUCAAAAUCCAGCAAGAGCCAAUAGGAGCAGCUGGCAAUGCUGACAAGUAAAAGGCAGUUGUGUCAGCUUUGAGUUUGCUUGCCGAGGCAGCAAGUGUAAUAGGGAAUAAAGAGAAAAUAAACAAAUUACUUUGCGAUGAUUUUUCAAAUGACGACGAUGAUUUUGUUUUAGGUUUUCCAACGAAGCGUAAGGCUGCAUGUUUAGAGAAUGAUGAUGAUGAUGUGUACUUUGCACACGAAUUUGGACCCAAGCGAAGACAUGCCAAGCCUUUGCCAGUUAUACCUGCUGAGAGACAGAGCCACAGCAUUCGGGAAAUGAAGGCUAUCUUGAGUGCAAAGACAGAGCUGUGUGAUCUUCACAUCGAUCACUUCUCUGCCAUGCAUGUCGUAAGAGGUGAUUAAGGUGGACACCUCACCUAGAGCUAAAGUAGGUUGUGGUAAAAAAUAGAUGUUACAGAAACCAAUACCAGAAUACUCGCUACGGUUGGCAAAGGUAAUGUAACACACCAGGUGACUGGACUUAUGAAGGACAGCCAAACCCGAGAUGGAGCUGGCGCCCCGACAGUGGAUUUACUGAAACCGAGGAAAAAGUUGAGGUGCUGGAAUGUCCAGACCUUGUACCAGACUGACAGGAUGCUCCAACUAGUCAACGAGUUUGACAACUACAUCCUGGAAAUCACGGGCACAGGAAAGAGGAGAUUAGCGUCAGGACACACUACCAUCUUGUUCUCAGGAAGAUCAGUCGUUUAGCACUCUGAAGGAGUAGCACUUCUCCUCAACAGGAAAACUGAAAAGGCACUGAUGAACAUAUCAUGGUGGUGCGUAAUUUGCAGGCAAAAACCAGCAGUGAAACUAUGAUGCAUGCAUCUGCUGAAGCUGAGCGUGAUGUUUAUGCUGAUUUAAACACUAACUUGUGUAAUGGUGAUGUUGGUGCUAAUGAUAAGGAUGAUGUUGAUGAUAAUACUGAUGAUGCUAAAGGUUUAUAAUGAUCUACACUAUUUCUAAAUGAAUUUAUUUCUAAAUUUCACUUGAAUAGUUUAUUGCAAACACAUCAACUGAUUCCUGAUUUAUGUUAUUGACUACCCAUGUUUUUUAUGUGCUAAUGCCUUUUCAUACUACUUUGCUUUGAAAAUGACAUUUGCAAGUAUAUUUGGUAUAAUGGGAAUUAAAGGUAUGAAGAUGGUAAUUUUAUCAUCCCCCCUCCCUCCCUAAACCCAAGUGAAUUUAAAUUGCCAUCACAAAAUUAAUACACUCAGUUGACAUAAUAUAUGUACAUCCCUUGUUACAUUUGUAUUAUUACUCAAGCGAGUACAGAUUUUGACAAUAAUAGUGCUAUGGCACUUUCCUUUAAUAAACCUGGCCUUUGUAACGUAGCCAUGAAUAAAUUUUCAGCUUCGGUAAACAUUUCUGGCAUGCAUUAACAAACAGAUUGCAGACAAAAACGGUAGCCUUUACCAUCAUCUGAGAUGCCCUGAUGGCCCCAAGUCUUGGUGUUUUUAUAAAAGAGCAGCAGCCAAAGGCAAGACACCAGGAAAACAUGUUGCUUGGGCCAUUUGCCCCAUACAUGAAAGAAUGUCAGACCCCAAUCUUCUGAAGAGAAUGCAGCAUGGUAGAACGCAAAAUGCCAAUGAAGCCCUAAAUGCCACCAUUUGGGCUAGAUGUCCCAAAACAAGCUUUGCAGGUGCUGCACAGGUUAAAUCAGCUGUAUCACAGUUUAAUCAAGGUUCAGCCCACCCUUCCCAAGUGAUGAAAUAUCUUGAAGUUGCUCCAUCUAUCAUCCUGGUAUACUAGUAUGUUUAUAAUGAUAAACAUUGAUUAAAAUAAAAACUUUCAUUGUAUGUACCCAAAAAAAUUUGCCACACGCUAUAAAUAUGCUAUUUUAACACCCUAUGGUACGUAUUCAAAUAGAAUGCUUCAACCUUUUGCAUGUUCAUUUGCAGCAACUUUCAAGCUGGGGAUAACAGAAGGUCCAAAAUUUCCAAAGGUAAUGUGUUUAAUAUCAGUUUGAUUUUCACAACUUUUUUGUUUGCACACAGGCUUGGGUAUGCAGUCAUUUUGUUGAAAAAACUAAUGGAAGGAAAUAGUCAACGGUUGACCGUCAUGUAUGACAUUGCUUGUGUACUUGAAGCACAUUUAAAGGUUUGUGUAUUUUCUAUGUAUUAAUUGAGUUAAAAACUGACAGAUAUGUUUUCUUUAUUUUCUUGCCCUGAAUGUUGCACUACAGGCAGUUUUUAAGUUUUUUUUUGGCGAUAAAUGGGGAUAUUCACGACAGAUAAAUAUCAAAUGUCAGACGUUCACAUUUACCGCCCAAAAAUACUCCUGUUCGCGAAUUGAGGAAAGUGAAAAGACAAGUACAGGUUUUGGCAUAAAUAGUGCCUUGGUACUUUCUUUUAAUGAACUUGGCCACGCAGCCAUGAAUAAAUUUUCAGCUUUGGUAAACAUUCCUGGCAUGCAUCACAAAACAUACCAAAAACUGACCAAAAAGAUCGGCACGGCACACAUUAAUGUUAGAGAAAUGGUAAUGAAGGCAUCCGAUUGAGCUCAUAGAACUGCAGUGUAAUGAGUCUCUGAAGGCAAAGUACGACUGUGUGGGGCCUGCACAGUUUACUCAUUCCCUCCCAUAAACAAUGCCCCAGCUUUGUCUACAUGUGCCUCGAAUCUUGAGCAUGUUUGGCAGCACACAUCUGUGUGAGCAACGUUUCUCUGUGAUGAAGAACAACAAAACAUCACACAGGAGUCGUCUUACUGAUGUACACUUGCAGUCCAUCCUGAGAAUCUCCACAACACAGAAACUUACUCCAAAUAUAAACGAACCUGCUGCCAAGAAAUGAUGUCAAAUGUCCACUUCUGAAUAAAUAAAUUAAGAAGAAAAACUGCUAAGCCUUGGUUUGUUAUUACUUUAAUUUUGUUUACACAAAAUUAAUAACUAAAAGUUCAUUUUUUUAGUGUUCACUAAAAAGUUAUCAGACUUAAAUAAUAACCUACGGCCCGCCACCUUGUGUGAUGUGAGAUUUGGCCCCUUGGGUUAUUGAGUUUGACACCCCUGUCCUAGAUUAUACAGUUCUGUCUAAGCACUGCCAGGCUUGUAAAGUUGCCAAAGUUACAGACAUGACUGUUGAGGAGAGAAAAGAAUGGGAUAAACAGCAUAAGGACAGCUGCACACUUAAUUAUGAAGGUUCAUCAAAGGCAAUGGAGAAGGAGGCAGCACUCAUACUAUGGGGCAGAUCUUUAGACAAGCACAACAUGCAAUAUACCAGUAUGCUGUCAGAUGGUGAUUCUACUGCCAACUUAGCAUUAACAGCAGCAAAUGUGUAUGGCAGCACAAAGAAAAGUUAGAGUGUGUCAAUAAUUGCCACAAAAGGAUGGGAGCAGUUCUUAGGAAAAAGGCAACAGAGGAAAAAUUAGGAGGAAGGAAGUAUGGAGCCUUAACAAUGAAUGUCUGCACAAAACUGCAAGAAUAUUACAGAAAUGCAAUCAACAAACAUCUGGGAGAUGAGGGUAGCGAUCUGGGCAACAUUGCUACACUGUAUGUCUACAGAUAACAAACCACAUCAUCUGAGAUGUCCGGAUGGCCCAGACUCUUGGUGGUUCUGUAAGAAAGCAGUAGCUGCGGGAGAAACCCCAGGAAUGCUUAUGAAGUUGCACGUGCCAUUCAACCCAUCAAUGAAAGAAUGUCACCCCUAAACUUUGAAGGAGUACACAGCAUGGAAAAACCCAAAAUGCAAAUGAAGCCUUGAUUGCAACCAUCUGGGCUAGAUGUCCAAAGACAAAAUUUGUGGGUGCUGCGCGUGUGAAAUCAGCAGUUGCAUCAGCUGUAUCCAUUUUUUAAUCAAGGCUCUGCUCAUUUCACUCAGGUGAUGAAACAUCUUGAUAUUGUUCCAACAGUAACCAUUUUGAAAGACUAUCAAGAGCAUCGAGAUGAAAAGAGAUGUAGGCAAUCAGACAAAGACGCCUACUGCAGCUUAUAAACACCAAAUAUUUUUUGAAGUGAUCUGUAUGUGUUAUAUACAUAUUAAAUCUUCAAACUUGAAUUUCUCUGCCAUUUUUGACAACCAGUCGUUAACUAUAAAAGCACUUUGUCAAGAUAGGCUUGUGCUACAGCACUAAAAUUUUGCAGUAGUUAAUUGCCAAUAGUUAGUAGUAGUUACCAAAUGCAUAAGCUAUAUAAUAUGAUGUAAAAUGAUGUCAGGUGAGAGAAUAGAGAGUUUGAGAUUCAGCGCUAGCGCGCCGCGAAACGGGAGCGGCAACCUGUAGCGUCACGGGAACUUGAGCCCUACGUCAUCACUUCUGCCAAAGCCAGCCGCAACGGGUAAAAUGGAAUCCAGCAGUUGUGACCAAAACGGAGGCAAAAAAAUCAUCCGUUUCACAUCGGAAAUGGACCUGCAUUUAUUGAGGCAGGUCUUGUUUGACCGGCCUUUCGAAAAAUCUGGGGCUGGCUGGAAAAGAGUGGCUGAUUCCUUAAGAUGUAUUGAACAAUUUUCAACACUGGAGGCUCGGAGAGUCCGAGAGAGAACCAAUCUUUUGAUUGAACAAUUUAAGCGCACCCAGAAUAUACAGCAAGCAAAAUCAGGGGAAGAAGAGGAACUAACAGAAAAGGAUCAUCUGCUCUUAGAAAUAAUAGGAAUCAAAGAAAGUAUAGAAAAUGAAGAGAUGGGGGAAAAAAGUCAGAAAAAAAAAAAAGAUGAAGUGGAGCAGAGGAAACGUGCUGUAGAAAUACGUGCUGCAGCAAUGGAGUCACGAAAAAGAAAACAAAGUGAAGAUGCUGCUGGACCUUCUUCAUCUAGCAGUGAAGAUGUUGUGCCUUCUUCAAAGAAGAAAAAGCCUAAUGAUCUUCUGUUAGAACUUGUUAUUAAAAGACAAGUAGAAAAGAGGGAGGAGAGGCUAGCAGAACUGGAGAUAAGGAGGCAAGAACUGGCCCUGGAGCGGGAAAAAUUUGAAGCGGCUAGUGCUGAGCGGAAUGCUUUUCUGCUGCUACUUCAUAAAUUUUCUGAAAAAUGACUUGAAAAUUUUUUGUUCUAUUUUGUGUUAUU
Messenger RNA from Pomacea canaliculata, 8671 nucleotides. Its product is annotated as inner centromere protein A-like. The transcript has 5 exons. Bases 7956 to 8639 code for a protein of 227 amino acids. NCBI's taxonomy places the organism in Eukaryota, Metazoa, Mollusca, Gastropoda, Architaenioglossa, Ampullariidae. The record is from RefSeq and is a predicted model, not a curated record.